AUGAGUUACAAGGGGAAUAGUGAUGAAGUAAAUCCAUAUAUACGAAAGGUGUAUAUGGUGCGUAUAGUAUAUGAUGUGAUGAUUUGGUUUGCAUUAAUUUCUCUCUUAGUCUCUAUGGUGUGGUUUAAUCAUCGACAUUUACGUAUUCGUUCCAAAUCUAUUUACUACUGCUGUAUUUUUGCUAUUUGUAGUGUCAUUAUCAGUAUACUCUUUCUAUUAUUUAAUUAUCCUAGUAUAUGGAAAGAUCAAAUUGCCUGGACAACACGUAUAGGUGCGUUUGGUUGGCUUAUACUGCUCCUCUAUUCUGUUCAGCAUGUUCACAUUCCUAAUAUCAUUUUCACUUCUUUGCUACUAUUACUUUUAAUAACGGCGUGGGUAAAUAUUUCAGUACAACUUUUAUCCUCUAUGUUUUACUCAGCAGAUAUCAUUGCCGAUAUUGUAUUAGUGAUACCACACACAAUCAUAUUUAUUGCCAUUGCUGAUUGGGAAUGGUUGAUUGUACAUGAAAUCACUUCUGUAUUCCGUUGGAAACCAACUACUACUACUACUACUACUACUACUACUACUAACACAACAACAACUACAAAAACUAAUACAAUGGAAUCUGAAAUCUCUGCAGAUGUGUAUAAUGAUGGAUUUCAGUCUAAUUUACUUCCUCUACGUCGUGAUAUGUGUGUGGAUGCAUAUACGCCAGAGAUGCGUUUUGGACGAACACAUUCAUUUUUAUAUAUACUUAUGAGGCGUUGGGGAGGAAUGUAUCUUUUAUUAGCCAUUGUGCGAUUGAUGUAUGAACUUGGUGGUUUAUUGCCAGCGUAUCUAUUGCGUACAUUAGUGGAUAAUCUCGUUCAAGCACAGUCUGGGAGUACAAAGAAUGGAACUGGAGAUUUUCAAACAUCUGCAGUGGUAUUGUUUUUAAUUAUUUUAUGUACACUUGUAGUAACAUUUCUUCGGGUACAUUAUAAUAUGAAGCUUAAGAAGAUAGCCGUUUACAAUCGAGGUUUAUUGACAAUGGAACUUUUUAGAUGUACUUUAAAUAGACGAAAAUAUCAAAUUGAGAAUAAAACACAAGGAGAAAUUAUGAAUCAUCUUACAGUUGAUAUUCAACGGGUAUCGGAUGCUGUUCAAACCAUUAAUGAUUUAUGGGCUUUACCAUUACAGUUGAUAUUUGCUCUUUAUCUUCUUUAUAUUCAAGUAUCUUUUGCCUUUCUUGCAGGUGUAGUGGUGACGCUUCUACUUAUUCCUGUUAAUGCCUUACUUGCGAAACGUAUUAAACAUGUACAAACCAAUCUUAUGCAAGAAAAUGAUGAACGUGUAUUGACGAUAACAGAAAUUGUAAAUAAUAUACUUUAUGUAAAAAUGUGUGGUUGGUCUCAUUUAGUACAAGGAUGGGUAAAAAUACCACGAGAACAUUAUAUGAAAUAUCUUACUUGGUUAAAGUAUUUAGAUGCCUUAUGUGUAUUUUUUUGGGCUACUACACCAACACUCGUAUCUUUAUUUACAUUCAUUACAUUUAUUUGGAUGGGAGGACAUUUAACUACUGGUAAAGCCGUUACCGCAUUAGCCUUAUUUGGAUCUCUUAUUAUGCCUUUAAAUGCCUAUCCAUGGGUUAUUAAUGGUUUUAUGGAAGCCUACGUAUCAUGGAAGCGUUUACAACCCUUUUUAACGAUAAAAUUAAAUGAUAGAACUCUAACUUCAAUGAGAUGUUCAUUAAAAGAUAGGAGUAAUAUAAAAGAUUAUAGAAAAAAAGAAGAAGAAGAUGGUCAAUUGGGUAGAAUAUAUAAAGUAGGAGAGAGACAACCUUUAUUACUGGAGAAGGAUAUAGCAGAUAAUUCAUAUCAAGUACAACAAUCUUAUUCGAAAAGUUUUCAAUUAUUUGAAGAAACAAAUAAUGAUUUUUUAGUUAAUAUAAAAGAAAGUGGUGUGAUUUGUACAGUUUCAGUAAAAGAUACAAGUUUUAAAGAUGAUUUUAUAUUACGUAUUCCAAAAUUUCAAGCCUCUCGUGGUCAACUUAUAGCCAUUGUAGGACGUUCUGGAUCUGGAAAAAGUACAUUUUUAAAUUCUAUUGCUGGGGAAGUGAUGAUAACUUCAACAAGUGCUUCUACAGAUGUUAUCUCUAUCACACCAACAUCUAUAGCUUAUGUGGAGCAGCAACCUUUUUUAAUAUCAGGAACCAUUAGAGAGAAUAUUCUCUUUGGUCUUUCCUAUGAUUCUAGUCGAUAUGAGGCGGUUCUUCACGCUGUGGCGCUAAAAGAAGAUUUAAAUUAUUGUUUUCAUCCAGAUGGUGAUAAUAGUCCUGUGGGAGAUCGUGGUGGUUUAUUAAGUGGAGGUCAGAAAGUACGAGUGGCAUUAGCUCGUGCCCUUUAUGCUGAUAAGGAAGUAUACCUUAUAGAUGAUCUUCUUGGUUGUUUAGAUGCUACUGUAGCUCAUCAUAUUAUAAUAGAAGCUUUUGUAGCUGCAGCGAAAAGAGGAAGUUGUGUUAUUGUUGUAACCCAUAAUGAGGAACUUAUACAACAAGCAGAUGCUGUAUAUAUAUGUAAUGAGGGUCAUAUUUUAUACACCAAUCAAUAUUAUGAUACUAUUGGAUCAUCUUUAAAAAGUAUACAGAAAAAAAAAUCGGAUUCCAUGAUAAUAGGAUGUACAAUAAAGAAAAAAAAUGUUCAAAUUGAAGAAGAAGAAGAAGAAGAAGAAGAAGCAAAUAUAAAUAUAAAAAGGGAAAAGGAUAAAAUAAAUGUAAAAAAAGUAGAAAAUGAAGUGUUGGAUAGAAUAGUUUCUAAACCUAUUUUAGAAACUUCUGAGCGUGGAUCACUUUCAUGGGAUACCGUUACAUGUUAUAUUAGUCGUAUUGGUUGGAAAUUAACUGGAUUUAUUGUAAUUUCAGUUAUUGCUAUGCAACUCUCUCGUAAUCUUAGUGAUCAAUAUGUUGUUGUUUGGUCUAAAGAUGGUAAAAGUAAUACCACUAUGUUUUUACGUGUUUUGGGAUUACUUGCGGUAUUAAAUAGUUUGUUAGCACUCGUACGUGGAUUUUGUUUUGCCAUUGGUGGACUUAAAGCCGCAGAGAGAAUUCAUAAUGAACUUUUAUAUCAUGUCAUUUCCGCUACUUUUGCCUUUUUCAGUAAUACACCGCCUGGACGUAUUAUUACUCGAAUGACAAGAGAUAUAAGUACAAUUGAUGAUUCCUUACCAUUUAUUACAAAUAUCUUGCUAGCUCAGACAUUUCUUUUUAUAGGAUCUUUAAUUAUUAUUCUUGUGAAUUCUAGUGUUGUGAUGAUGUUUUUAUUAUUACCUCUUUUGUUAUCUUAUUAUCAUAUACAACGUCCUUAUCGAAUAUUUUCACGUGAAUUGAGACGAUUAGAAGGAGCCGCUGAUGCUCCUUUAUUAGAUACUCUCCGUGAUUCCAUAGAUGGUGGGGUGUUAAUUCGAUCACUUGGAAGAGAAGCUGUGGAAUCACAACUACGACGAGCCAAAGAAUCUCUUGAACUUAUUCUUCGUAUACAAUAUAAUACUCUUUUAUUGAAUGCCUGGUUUAUUCUUCGUUUGGAGUUGGUAGGUAUUUUAUUACUGAUCUUUGUUGGUAGUGUUGCUUUGCUUGGACACGGAAGUACACAUGCCCCACUCUUGGGAUUAGCGCUUGCAUAUGUACAACCACUAACUUCUUAUGUAAAUGGUCUUUUAGGGGCUUUAAUUUCUACAGAAAAAGAACUUGUUAGUGUUGAGCGUGUACGACAGUAUUUUCAGUUACCUAAUGAAGAGGGAAAUGGAAAAAAUAUGGUUUGUUUAUUUCCUAAAACUCCAUGGCCAUCUGUUGGAGUUAUUCAUUUUACAAAAGUUUCUAUGCGUUAUGAUUUGUCUACUCGACAAGUAUUACAGGAAUUAACCUUUCAUGUAGAGGCUGGAGAAAAAGUUGCAAUAGUUGGACGAACAGGUGCUGGAAAAUCUUCUAUUUUUGCUGCUUUAUUACGUCUUGUAAAUCUUGAUAACGGUUCUAUUACUAUUGAUGGAAUUGAUGUUGGAAAAAUACCAUUAGAAUUUCUUCGUACUUCUAUAGGUAUUCUCCCACAACAGCCAUUUAUUUUUCAUGGUACACUACGUAAAAAUUUAGAUCCUCUUAAUCUUUACACAGAUGAUAAGAUUCAUACCGUUAUGAAUUCUGUUGGUCUUGGUGAAUAUUCUAUGGAUUACGAUAUCGUUAAUAGUGAAAGUAUUAGUGGUGGUCAACGACAUCAAAUUGCGGUGGCUCGUGUAUUACUUCAACAAUCCCGUAUAUUACUAUUGGAUGAACCCACAUCUCAGUCAAGUGUGGAAGCGGAGUCAUUACUAUGGAAAAUGUUAGAUGCGCAUCUAAAUAGAACUACAUUGCUUUGUAUUACACAUAAACUCACACAUAUUGAUUUUUUUGACCGUGUCAUUGUGAUUAAUGAUGGACAUGUUGUGAACAGUGGGACACCGACACAACUGCGGCAAAAUCAUUCAUGGCCUUUUUCUUUGAAUUUAAACACAUCUCAUAUUCUUUAA
Molecule: messenger RNA, 4512 nt
Organism: Trypanosoma theileri
Lineage: Eukaryota; Euglenozoa; Kinetoplastea; Trypanosomatida; Trypanosomatidae
Product: multidrug resistance-associated protein
Exons: 1
Coding region: 1-4512 (1503 amino acids)
Biological process (GO): transmembrane transport
Cellular component (GO): membrane
Molecular function (GO): ABC-type transporter activity; ATP binding; ATP hydrolysis activity
Source: RefSeq, a predicted model, not a curated record